GAGAAUAAAAAACUGCAUUACAGCGGCCCCAUAUCUUUUCUUGUACUCGUUUGAUUAGCCCAGCUCUUUCUCCUCCCUGCAAGGGCUGCACUUCAUACCUCUGCAGUACCUUGGAUUCAAAUUAGUACAGCCCCUCACUAAUUCCUAACUGUCGAGUCAGGUGUCAGCGUAAAGUUGCUGUGUUUUCAAAAAUAGAAAUUAAAACCCUCUCAGCACCUGCCAGGCAUUCCAGGUGUUACUAUUUCUGGGUACCUUAACAGGUACCUAAGAACCCAGGUACCUUUUACAGGGUCUCACGACAUCAGAGAAGUCAUUUGAAAUGUCUUCAGUAAUUUUCUCUCUGAAAAUCCAUGUGCAUGACAUGCAAUAAAAACCACCUCCAAUGAAGAGUUCAGGGGAAUCCUACAUUAGGAAUAUUCUUUUUCUAAUAGCUACAUAUCAACAUCCUCAGCCCUACCAGAAGAGAAGCAGCUGAAUGACUUCAUCAGCUCCUCUCCAUCUCACACCCAACAGACAGCAUGAGAGCAGAGCACCAGAGCCACUCAUGACAACAGAGCUCACUUCUAAAAAUGCUGUUUGCUGCAUCAGUGCUAGCAGUCACUAGAUGAUAAUAGAGCUGAAGCAACUGCUAAUAAGUUAUUUACCAGACAACGUGUCAAACUCUAUUUUACAGUCUACAAUGCAUUUACAAGUGCAGAGGAUGCAGUGGGUGCAUCACCUGGAGGUCCAUAAGCCACGUCACACACAGGAGAAAAGCCAAGAAACCUGUCACUGCAAGCUCUGUACUAAAUCUGGCAGCGCAGCAAGAUACACUAAUCCAAACUACUAUUUGCACUACUCAGUUUUCAAUCAAUAUUUUUUUCUACUGCUACAAAAAAAUGCUAUGAAUUCUUUUAUAUUUUUCUCACUAUUUUUUAGGAUUUCAAGCAGCAGUGAAGUUGUUUGCUCUAGAUGAGCUUAGCCUAAAUAAGCUCAGAGAGAAGAUUACGUGAUCAUGCCCUGGUCAGAGCAAAGACAAAAAAGUCUCAGCAAUACCAGUUCAGAGAAUACUUCACUCAUCAUUGCUUUGGGCAUAUCUGUUUCCAUUCAAAAAGGAAUUUGUUCCCAGGUCAGGUGUUAGGACAGAAAAAUUCUAGUUCCAGGUGUUUGUUUGCUUCUUUUCUGGAGGAAAAAAACAAAAACAAAACACCACUACAAGGAAGCUGCUCAGUCACAGCCUGAAGUAGCGACUGCGAACCUAGUGAAGUGGAUGGACCAGGGCGCACAAAUUCCACCGGAAUUGUGUGACCAGAAAAGGGUGGACCCAGAGAGGCUUACAUAAGAGCCGGGUAGGGAACGGAGAACAUCCUGUGGAAGAUCCUUUGGAUCUAAGCUGCUGCCUUGGAAGGAGUGAUGCAUAGCAGAGACCUCCUUCACCAGUUGGCUACCAAACUGCAGCUUCAGCUUUUCCAGAUCAGAAGGGAGUGCUGUGUUCGGGAUCACUGUGGCUCCAGCCAAGGGGUUUGGGUUAGAGGAUACCCUGCGUGGAAGCAAAAGAAUAUCCCUGUCUUUGUUGAACUGAUCCCCCACUGCUACACAAGGAUUCUUCUCGGAGCUCUGCAGCCACGGUCGUGUCCUGCCCAGCUCUCUGUCCUCUGCCUGUUGCCCCAGUCUCAGUGCCUGUGCUGAAAUUUCAUCCCGGGGUGGCCCAGAAUGGCUUUUGAAGACCCUCAACUGCAGAAGCUGGUCAGGGUUGAUCUAGCAACAAAGUAUCCUGAAGUAGUUUUGUGUGUAGGCAAAAUAACAUUUGGUGAGAAAGCAAGAGAGAAGAUGCCAAAAAAUUCAAAACAAGACCAAAAACGCAUCCUUGCCUCUGCAGUGUGUGCCUUGCUAAACUCCGGAGGAGGUGUGGUAAAAGCAGAGAUAGAAAAUGAAAACUACAACUUACAGAGAGAUGAGAUUGGACUAGAUUUACAAGAUAUUUUUCGCUCUCUUCUUUUAUCUCCGGACUUGACAAAAUACCUGGACUUUGUACAGCAAGAUAAUAACCUUUUGAUUUUUAUUAAAACAUGGAACAGUGAAAGGGCAAUCUCAAUCUUCAGUUCUGCAAAGCCACGUAUCUGUAGCCUCAGUAGUGGAUUGUAUGCAAAAAGUGGUGCUUCUCUUUCCCACAUGACCCCUACCGAAGCUUUGUUGUUCCUUGAAGAAAAGCAAAAUAAAGCCAGGAGAGAACUUAAGGCAGGAACACCUGCUAAAAAAAGAAAGACAAUGGAUGUUGAAGAAGACAUGCAUGUUGUAAAUAACACUGUUGCUGAAUUGUUUAGCAGGGACCAACUGCAGAAGGGAGAGACACUGAAUUUCGCAGAGUCAGGAAACGUGGAAUUUAAGCACUUUUCCACUGAUAAAUUUUCCACUCGUGUUGAUGAGAUAUUACCUCGCUAUAUCUCUGGAUUUGCAAAUGCAUGUGGCGGGUAUUUAUGGAUCGGUGUGGAUGAUAACAGGGUGGUACAGGGAUUCAGAAGUGAUGAUGAGGGCCUUAAAAGUUUAAGAAAACAAAUCAGUUCUGUUCAGGAGAAAUUAACCAUCUUUCAUUUCUGCAAAAGUAGAUAUCAACACAAGAUAAAGUACGAAUACAAAAUCUUCGAAGUGUAUGAUGAGGCUGUAAAGCACUGUGGCUACGUCUGUGCUGUGAAGGUUGAGCCAUUUACUUGUGCCGUGUUUUCAGAAGAUCCACAGUCAUGGCUAGUGGACAGCGGCACUGUCAAGAGACUGGAAGCAAAUGAAUGGGCUGAGUGGGUGAUCUCUGCUGAUCCAGAUCUUUCCGAAUUUUCUGAGACCUUUAAACUAGAGCUUAGUGUGACAGAUGGCCCACCCCGGGCCAAGCCAGUUUACUCACACCAGGGCCUUGACAACCUGGAUGAUCUCUGUGAGCAACUAUUUCCAGUGAAAUCCCACAGCCUAUUUUAUACUCCAGAAAAACUCAUUAAAGAUCUCUUCCAAGAGCACCAAGGGCUGAAGAGUUUAAUAGACGAACAAUUGAAGGAGGUUUCCGAAGGAGUCGUGAUAUUUUCGAGAAGCUGGGCUGUUGACGUAGGCUUGCCAGAAAAGCAAGACGUAAUCUGUGAUGUUCUCCUACUAGCCAAGGGUAUGCCACCUACCCUCUAUACAGUAUGUAAACCUAUCUCUGAGGAUUUUCUUUACUACUCAACUUGCACACCCUGUGAGCUGGAGAACUUGUUCACCACUGAGGACUAUACUCACGAAUUGGAUAAGCAUCGUAAAUCUCUAUAUUUUUUUAAUUACUCGAGAUGCACAGCCCUGAAGCUGAAGGAAAAAUUAGUCAACACUGGGGGUUAUACUCACAAAUUGUGUAUAAUACCAAAGCUACUGACUUUGUCUCCCAGCUUUAGCUAUGGAGAAGGAUUGGAUCUGAAUGUUCAAAAACUGUAUCCUCAAAACUACAGCCUAAUCAACAGUGUCAACGUGAAAAACCUCUUGCGUUCUCUCAUCCUAGUUCUGCUGAAUUUCAAAUCUUUUUUAAGUGACACUGUUGGUUUUGAGUUUUUGAACCUCUUGUCCAUUGAACAAUACCGGCUACUGUCAGAAAACCUCCACAGAACUAAGAAGCUGUAUGUUUAUGGUCUACCAGGAACAGGAAAAACUGUUGUGGCUCUGAAAGUCAUAGAGAAAAUAAGAAAUAUGUUUCAAUGCCAACAACAGGAGGUUCUUUACAUAUGUGAGAACCAACCUCUGAGAGAUUUUGUGAGAAAGAAGAACAUCUGCCAAGCUGUGACAAGAGUAGCCUUUAUGAAGGACAGCUAUAGUGAUGUGAAGCACAUAAUAAUCGAUGAAGCACAGAAUUUCCGAGAUGAGAAAGGUGACUGGUAUCAGAAGGCAUUGGAUUUGACUUCAUCUCCAGAACUCCCCGAGCCCGGCUUUCUGUGGAUUUUCUUGGACUACUUGCAGACAACUCACUGCUUCUCAACUGGUCUUCCAGAACCAAGACGGCACGAUCCUGUGGAGUCGCUAACCAAAGUGGUUCGUAAUGCUAAGAGUAUCUAUUGCUAUCUAAAGGACACAAUGGAAGAGAUUGUAAAGAAUCCUACUGUAGAUAUUCCACAGGAACGUUUACAGAGGUUACUGAGUGCAGCCACAUGUGCUCAUGGUGUGGAAGGCCACUUUGAAGUGGUAUAUAUGAGUGACAGAAUUGAAAUAGCCAAGUAUGUGGCAAACCAUUGUCAUCAGUAUCUUAAAAGUGGUUACUCUGAGAAAGAUAUUGCUAUUCUGUGUAACAGCAGUGAAGAAGUAGAAACAUAUAGAGGAAUACUGACAAAAGAAUUGAGGAAGUCAAAUAUAUUACCACGAACAAUGAAUGGAGGGCUAGAGGAGUACACUAUUCUUGACAGCUUCCGUCGUUUCUCUGGCUUAGAAAGAAUGAUUGUGUUUGGUAUUAUUCCUCAUCCCAUUCCAAUGCAACAUCAAGUUUUAAAAAAUAUAUUAGUAUCUGUAGCAUCCAGAGCUAAUUUAAAGAUGCACUUGUUGUAUGAGACUUGGGACAUGGGAGCAGCUCGCUUAUACCAAUAGUGCUGCUCAGGAAAGCUACCGGACAGCGCAGGCAUCCAGGGUUAGAAGCCGUUUUUUUAAAAGAUUUUUCAACUCAGAUUUCCAGGAAAGUAAAAAUGAAGACUUCUGUCCAUGUUCUAACUAACAGACACAGAAAUAGCUUUUACAAGAUACCUUCCCACUCAACUUCAGCAAGUCACUGUGGGUUAGAACCACCUAGUUGUACCAGCUUUGAAUUACUGACCUUAGGUACCAGUAGCAUUUUUGUCUUGGUUUCAGACAUGCCCAUUUAGCAAAACCCUGUUCAAUGCAAAGUCCUUUCAAAAGACAGAUCCAAAAUUCCUAAAACUGAAUAUCUAAAAUUGAAGGCUGGUUGAAAAUAAACCAUGGACCUUCAUAUUGUUUUCCACUACAGAAGGGCCAGGGUUCACCUGGUUUGAGAGAAGAGUCCGUUACGCUCUCUCUGUGAUUACGAAGCACCAACGAUUAUAUUAGAUACAGCUACACUAAGACAUAGUACCCAGCUGGAAUCACCCUUCAAGUAAACUUGCCUCCAGACUAUCAAACCAAUGAGCUCAAACAUUCUUGCUUCUCUAACUUCUGGAAGCCAGAGGCAUCUUCCUUUUUUCCUUAGUCAUUAACUAGGAAAGACUUAUCCACGUGACUCCUUUCUUGUCCUCCACACCUCCAUCACUUAGUCAUGCCAUGCUUGUCACAGGAAUGUCACUAGCAUUUACGAUGAUCAGAAAUAUUUUAAUGCGCUUCACUUCCAGAUCACUGCUGAGUAUCAUAUUUAUUGCACAUUCUGUUCUCCUGCUGCAGACUGAAGCAAAGCUCUCUGAUUUCUUUGAUAAAGAAUCUAUGCUUGAUUGCAAAUAUUUAUACAAUAAAGUUGUAAUGUGAUUACCAA
Numida meleagris (helmeted guineafowl) is the source of this 5452-nucleotide messenger RNA. RefSeq names its product schlafen family member 13-like. The record is from RefSeq and is a predicted model, not a curated record. The transcript has 7 exons. Bases 1693 to 4563 code for a protein of 956 amino acids. Lineage: Eukaryota; Metazoa; Chordata; Aves; Galliformes; Numididae.